Messenger RNA from Ostrinia nubilalis (European corn borer), 3121 nucleotides. RefSeq lists its product as uncharacterized. NCBI's taxonomy places the organism in Eukaryota, Metazoa, Arthropoda, Insecta, Lepidoptera, Crambidae. The coding region runs from base 23 to 1618 and encodes 531 amino acids. The transcript has 3 exons. The record is from RefSeq and is a predicted model, not a curated record. Gene Ontology annotation, molecular function: zinc ion binding; nucleic acid binding; aspartic-type endopeptidase activity. Gene Ontology annotation, biological process: proteolysis.
UUUGGUUGCGAAUGAGUCGUCAAUGGUCAAACCGGUGAAUUGUAAUGCGUGUGUUCAUUCUUUGAAUUUGAGGUUUAACGGGAAAGACAGUGUGCAGGAUUUUAUUGUUAGAAUUGAGGAGUUGUGUCUGUCUCGGAAUAUUUCGAGGGAGAAAUUAUUUAACUCGGCAGUAGAAUUAUUUACUGAUGAUGCUCUAUUUUGGUACCGAGGUACUCGUGACCAACUAAAUAGUUGGGAGGAUUUGAAGGCGUCGUUGCUGGAAGAGUAUUUGCCCUACGACUAUGAUCAUCGUUUGUUGCAGGAGAUUCGUUCGAGGACCCAAGGUCCCGACGAAUCCAUAUGUAGUUAUCUAAGCCUGAUGCAAAAUUAUUUUUCGAGGUUGCGUAAACCUUUAGACGAUGAAGAGAAGUUGAGCUUGGUCAAGUUCAACAUUAGGCCAUCUUACUCCAUUCCUUUGGUCAAUGUAGAAAUAAAAUCGUGGGCCGACUUGAAGAGGCAUUGUAGGCAGUUGGAAGCGGCGAGACAGAGGGCGGAAUCCUUCACCGAACCCCCGCGCGGUGUACAGAAUGCUGUCGCCCCUGACCUGGCCUACAAAAGUAAGUCUGCUCGUCCAAAGUGUGAGGCUGUGGUUAAAAGUCUGAGCAUGGAGAAGUUUUGCGUGCGUUGCCGUGUGAAGGACCACACGCUCCGUGAUUGUAAGGCGCCUCAUGUUGUUAUUUGUUAUCGUUGUGGUGAGAAGGGCGUGACCGCUGUCAAUUGUCCGAAGUGUGUACGCCAGAAGGACGUAAAAGUUUCUGGAGUCACAAAACGCGUGGCGACGGACCGUCGUUUUGAUGUUACACCUGUUGAAGAGUGGCGUGCUUGGUGUGAUUUUGUGCGUGCAUUCUCAAAAAAUUACAAAGCUAAUGUCUCGACGGUCCGACCAGAUGAUUGCCAGGACGCACGUCCCUAUUUGAAUGUUGAGAUUGGUGGUGUUCCGUGUUCUGGAUUGUUAGAUUCUGGAGCGGAAGUUUCUAUUGUUGGUGGUUCUGCUGUGAAUUAUUUUUCUCACCUGGGUGAGUUGUAUAAGUCGGAUUCGACUGAUGCUGUGGUAACGGCGAAUGGUUCAACUUCCCCUACAGUUGGAUAUAUGUUUUUACCUGUCGUAGUGAAUGAUGUUUUAAAGGUUAUAAAGUUUUAUGUUGUCCCUGGAGUUUCGUCGUCUUUGUUGUUUGGCAUCAACUUCUGGAAAGCUUUUCAGAUAGCGCCUGAUGUUUUGCGACUUGUGAAUCGGAGGGAUUCGAUUGUUAGGCACGCUGAAGCAGUCGUGUCUCAGAGGUUGACUGGUGAUGCUUAUAAGGAUUUCAAACAUCCGAACCAAACCACUCCUGGUUUGUUUGGAAAACCGAAGGUUCGUCGUAGACCCUUCCAGUGUGUCAGCGUUGGUUUUGUUGGUUCACUGCCCAGGUCUCGACGACAAGUGUUUGAAGUAGAUAAGCAAUUGAGGAAAUCUCACUUGCGAGAUGCUGAUUGUUGUGAUAGGCGUCUGAGGGACGUAGUGGUUAAGAAAGAUGAUGUUGUUUGGCGGAGUACGCAUGUUCGUAGCGUAGCUCCGAGAUUUAAAAAUUAUGUAAAGUAGAUUAAAGUUUUGUUGAGGUGUUAGUUUUUUUUGUUGUGUAUUGUGGUGGUUCUGUUUCUGUAUGAUAGGAUAAUGCUGGAGGGCCAGCGUGAAUUUUUCUCGUUAUCCUCGUAAAAUUCUGGUGGGUGAGGGGGUACUGUAACACCUUUUUCUGGCAAGAUUGAAUACUUACCGAUUUCCACAAACAAACAUUCCAACGGACCGUAAGGUCACAUAUUACAAAGUGCGCAGUAUUUCCUUUGUCACUUGAUUGUGUCAUUGUUAGUGAUUCACUGAGUUUUGAUUAACUUCUAUUAAAAUUAAUUACAUUGUUUUGGUACACAGAGCAAUAAAUAACCUCACUUUUUGAAUGUCUCCGUUUGACAGAUCAAUGCGUUACGUUCCAUUCUUUUAGUAUAGAAGAAAUGUAUAAUGAAAUUAAAUAUUCAACACUAAAUUUUUUUAAAACUUAAUAUUUAGGCUCUUUAAUUUAAAUUCUAGCUAUUUCUAGUAUUUUCCUCAAUGUUUAUAUUAAAAUAACAUUGUAAUGUAUCUUGAUCGAUCAUGGGUUCGGAACGUUCUAGAAAUUUGACAUAUUCUGAGCGAAACGAAACGCGCGGGAGACGGUCCGAAUACUGUGAGUGACGUUUCUUCUGUUUCUAAAAGUUAAAUAAAUUAAUUAAAUUUAAAUCGGAGGAGCAGUUUUGUGAGUUCUCAUAUCAAGAUUAUUCAAUAAGAGGCUGGUUGACUCAAAUAAAACUUAUUAGAAAAAGAAAUAAAAAAUAGAAACGAAGAAACAUUUUUAUGGUUUGUUAUUGUUGGGUUCGAUUCGGACCACAAGUCACGGGUGAUGACCGGCGCUUUUUGGAGUGACCUUUUCUUUGCUCGACCGGCCGUGCGCUUGGACGGAAGUUCGUUAGUGUGUGGUGUUGUGGCAUUCUGAGUCGGCCCUAAAUGUGCCAUUCCCAACUCAAACGGGCAGGGCACGCAGAUUAUUGUUGUUGAAAUAAAGGAAUUCCGGUUGGACACCGAAAUCCCGCUGUUCGCCGAUUUUGCGGACUCACUGCCACGUGCUGAGUUCUGUUACUGAAGAUUGUGUGUGGUUGAGCAGUGCUCGGUGGCGAGCCUCUGCGCUGUUGCUGUCUGUUGUUGAUGUUGCUGAUGUUGCCUCCAUAGCAGGUAUGUUGUGGUUUCUUUCUCAAACUCAUUCGCCUCUCCGCUGAGUUAGGAUGAAUUAGUAGAAACGUCCACCACGGUCCAGGGCUACCCUACUUCAUAGGAGGUGUAUGGUACCGGCUGCUCUGUUGGCACCGGCUAUCAGGUGUUUGGCACCGGCGGUCCCGCAGUGCCGGACGCUUGCUGCGCCCGACGGGUGCGAAGGGGGUUGAGCCGAGUGGUGAUAUUAGCGCGCUGAUCUUAGUCUAGUAAUUUUAGUCUGUACCAACCAAACGGCCCAACGACCCAUCCCUUAAUUUUUCUUUUUAAAUAUUUGUGUCAAUCACAAUAAAUUGUUGUCAAUUUAAA